GCUUUUUAAGAGUAACGAGAUACUAUAUGAUACUAUAAUAUGACGUGAAUCACACACAGGCAGGAUACCGUAUUAGUACACCGUGUGACGUCAUGACGUGGAGAACAUCAUCCUUACCACGCACGUCACGCACCGCUUCAUCCGACCUUCGUCCGAAUACCAAAAGCUAGCUUUCCUUUCGCAUUCCGCAACCUUGUAGCUUUUUUUUUUAUAUAUAUAUAAUAAUAAUAAAAAUAUAUCUUCGAUAUUUGCAACCCUAUUUGUUAUAAUGUUAUUGUAUAAUGUAAAAAUAAUCGAGACUAGAAUUAUUUUCUCUUGAAUUUAUAUUCGAACGUGUUUUAACCCCUAUGGCUUCUCUUAUCUUGUCACAUUUCUAAUCUUUUUUCAAUUGGUAUAAAGAUAUGGGAGUCAUUAGGACGUCGGCCCUGAGGCGGCAGAUCUCUGCCCACGCGACGGGUCUACGUGCUCUGCUAAAAAUAUCGAAAGCGCACUGAUCAAGUAUCGAGAAUGAUUUCAUAAACAACAAUCAAGAUGGUAGUGGGCGAAGCUAGUAUACACAAUAUUAUGGGAGGUAUGGAGAGUACAGGUGGAGUGCGUCUUCAUAAUCACAAGAGGAAAUUAAAACAAAGGUUUGACAUUAUCAAAAAACUGGGCCAAGGAACUUACGGCAAAGUACAAUUAGGAAUAAAUAAGGAAACAGGCCAAGAGGUAGCGAUAAAGACAAUAAAAAAAUGUAAAAUAGAGACAGAGGCUGAUUUGAUUCGAAUAAGAAGAGAAAUACAAAUCAUGUCAAGUGUGCAACAUCCUAAUAUCAUUCACAUUUAUGAAGUUUUCGAAAACAGAGAGAAGAUGGUAUUGGUUAUGGAAUAUGCUGCUGGUGGUGAACUAUAUGAUUAUUUGAGCGAACGUAAAGUUUUGUCAGAACAAGAAGCACGAAGAAUAUUUCGUCAAAUAGCAACUGCAGUUUUUUACUGCCAUAAACAUAAAAUAUGCCAUAGAGAUCUUAAACUAGAAAAUAUACUCUUAGAUCAAAUCGGAAAUGCCAAAAUAGCUGAUUUUGGUUUGUCUAAUGUAUUCGACGAACAAAGAUUAUUGAGCACAUUUUGCGGUAGUCCAUUGUAUGCAAGUCCUGAAAUUGUUAAAGGUACGCCUUAUCAUGGACCUGAAGUAGAUUGUUGGAGUUUAGGAGUUCUUUUAUAUACAUUGGUUUAUGGUGCCAUGCCCUUCGAUGGGUCCAAUUUUAAGCGACUAGUCAAACAGAUCUCCCAGUCUGAUUAUUUUGAACCCAAGAAGCCAUCUCCUGCUUCCCCUUUAAUUAGGGAUAUGCUCACAGCUUGUCCUGCUAGACGGGCAGAUAUAGAAAAGAUUUGUAGCCAUUGGUGGGUAAAUGAAGGUUACGAACAAAAUUGUCUCGACAUUGCAGAAGAUCUUGCUGCGCAAACUCCUGUGCGACUCGAUUUGUUACUCUCCUUGGUACCACAAUCGGCUAGUGCUGAGAAAUUACUUGUAGGUGAUCAACAAACGAGCGGAGAUGUGGCAAAUAAUAUGUCUUCCGAGACCCUAGUACCUACGAGAUGUCACUCCGUUGGUAGUCUAAUGGAAUUUGAUCAGAAUAAUUCAGAUAGACGUAUAAGAGAAUUACUCGAGGAUGAAAAUCAAGGAGGAGAAGGAGAAGGAGCAGCAGCAGCAGCAGCAGCAGCUACGGAUGCGAAAAGAAAAUUAGAAACAACGCCGUCGAUGGACGAGACGAUCGCGGCUACUGUUAAAAAGAAAGAAAGGUCUAGAAGAAAAGAAAGAUCAGACGAAAGAGAGCCUAGGAUGUAUAGAUCAACGUCCAGGCAUCAUUCAGCACCAAUUCCAAAUUCCAUAAUGGAAGAAACAAUGGAAGUAGAGCCUACAGCGACUGUAACUGUUCCUACAAGUAAGACUGUUGAUUUAAAUAAAUUAAAUGAGGCAGCUUGUUUAGAAUUAAUAGAAGAAUCUAAAGAAAAAUCACCUAGCAAAGAAAGAAGUAAGACGCCUGUACCUAUGGAACACGAACAAUUACCCAAAGAUAUGUCUGCUAAGAAUAUUGAAAGAUAUUGCGAUACUAGUCAAAAUGAAAACAUGGAAAGUAUGUUACAAGAUAAAUACUUGAAGGAAUCUGAAGAAAAAGCAAGUAAUCUUCAACAAACUAUAGCUUCUGUAGAAAGGAAUAAAAGUACACAUGCAUUACCAAAUAAAAUAUCGUCGAGUAAUAAGAAAUUAAUAAAUGAUACUUCCAAUAUAAAUGUGCCAAAUAAAGAUAAUUUAAGUAGUAACAAAUUGGAAAUGAAUGACUCUCAUCAAUCAGUUUCGGAUGAUACGAAACAAAUCAAAUCUAUGGAUAAAGAAAUAAAGAAAUUAAAAGAAAAAGCGUUGUCUCUUGAUUUUGAACUUGGCAACGAAGUUGUUGAAGAUGUACUUGCGAAACCAGUUGAAAGACGGCGAUCGAGAAUUUUUGAAACUGCUGAAAAGUUUAAUCAAAUGUCAUCUUCAUUAGAAAAUGAUAAACCCAAAAAGAUUUUCAUUCCUGGUGUUAAUGUUGGUGGUGCCAAGCGUGCCUUUGAACGCAAAGCAAGUCUUACGUCUGGUACCACCAUUACACCAGUUAAACAUAAUGCUUCUAAAGUUAUUAUCGAUGUAGAGAAAAAAUCCGACAAAAUAGAAGAUAAAUCUUCUAAACUUAAUCAGGCUACUAGUAUAGAUACAGAGGAAAAAUCGAUUAAACUAAGAGAUGAAGCUAAGAAACGAGCAGUAGACAUAAUAUCUGGUGCAAUUGGUAAACCGCCUGUGCUUAGAAAAGUUAAUGGUUCUCCACCAACAUCACCUCAAAAUCAAGAAUCUAAGAAGAUAGGAUUGAAGAUACCGGUUGGUUCUUCGAACGAUGUUAGAUCUGCUACUACGGUAUCGGCGGCAUCCGCUCCUUCAACUGAAAAUACAUUUUCAUUUGACAAUAAUUCCAUAUCGUCGUCCGAUAUUACAACACCACCUAGUACAUGUGAAUUAUCCGAUAAGAAUAAUUCACAAGUAACAGCAGAAGAGCCAAAGUUGUCUAGUAAAAUGGAAAUAACACUUAAAAGUGCCACUUUACCACGACCACGUAAAACAAGUAAAGCGGAAAUUACAUUAUCAGGGCAUAAGAUUUCAGAUGCAGUUGCUUUUAAAUCAGAAGUAGAAGCUAAAGUCGAUGCUUUCCCUACACAAAAGUUAAGAACGCAAAAAUCUGAAAUAGCAUUUCCUGUGGCGGCUGCUGCAGUGGUUCCACAAGCAAAUAGAAGUUCUAGUCUAGAACCAGAAAUAAAACCAAAAGUUCAACCACGCGAAAGGAUCAUUCCUAUCCAGGUUGAACCAGACCAUCAACAUGCACCACAACAAUCAUCAUCUACCCCUCCUAAACCUCCGAUGCCACAAAGAUCAAUGUCCCAGCGAUCAGGAUCUUUAUCUCGUCAAUCAACGGCAGACUCUGAUACUGACAGUGCUCUUGGUUCAACGAUAGGACCAGAACCAAUAAGGAAGAGCCCAAGGGAAUAUAUAAUUCCUAUUGCUGUAGAGGGUGGUGGUUAUGUUACACCUAGAUCUGGAAGCGUAGAACCAGAAAGUAAGACUAGCACACCAACUGGUAGUACAAAUGCAGCACCAAGAUCAUCCAGAUUUAAUAGACCGAGAAGAAUGAGUUCUCUUUUAUCUGAUGCUAGUGAAGAUGAAUCGCCAUUUUCUACUUUACAUAGAGAUAGCGAAGAUCUUUUACAAAGGCAUAUGCACAGAUUAAGAAGUUCUCGGCCAUCUAGACAACCAUCCGAACAUGGCGAUAGUUUAUCUUCCGGCGAAGAUGACGACGACGAUGGUUUCGAACUAUUAACAGCUGAAAAUUUGUUUUCUACGUUAUUAUCUAGAGUACGAAGCUUAACACAGAGACUUAACGUUGAUGAUACCAGAGGAAAUAGUUUUCCAAGUAGCCGAUUAUUGGGACGACUUGGUGUUAAUUCGCCACAAAAUUUUUGGAGUCAUAAUAAACCCCUAUCAAGCCACGAGAGUUACUUUGAAACAAGGACCGUGACAACGCGACUUUCGGAAUCGCAGUUCAAACAUUCUCUGAGUAGUCGUGACACCGAUAUAUUUGGUAGAAAGGAUUCUACCAGUUCAUUAAAUCCUAGCUCUCCUAAUAGUCCAAGCUCUCACAAUGCACCUUCUUCAAGGGAGAGUGUUUUCGAAAUAGGAAGCAAUACAUUACCACGAGAUAAAGUAGAACAUGAAGACAUAGAAGCGGAGGCGGUACAAAUCAGAAAAGAGGCUCAAGAAUCCUUAGAACAGAAUUUUACUCCUAGUUUGGCAAGAAGAUUAAGCAGACAAUUUAUAGAACAAACUAGACAAUCAUUACCACCGAGAUCGCCAUCAAUAUCAUGUGAGAAAUAUUAUCAAUCUCCUACUAGGGAAAAUGUAAGUUUAAUAGAUACACAGGAUGGUAUUAAAAGGCAUUCUAGUUCAACAACAUCAUCAGAUCAAACGGAAUAUAGAAGUAGAUCGGCAGAUAGAAAUAUUCGAAGAACCAAUAGUUUGUUGGAAGCCGGAAAUAAAGCGGAUAAACCAGAUUACAGAUUUUCUAGAAGAAGUAUCAGUCUAUUUGAUGACGACGAUCAUUUCUUAUCACUUCCAAGACAAGUUAUGACUCUUGGGAGAAAAUAUAAAGAAAGUGGAGGAAAAUUGAAUUCUGGGAAUACUUGGAGAGAUACUUUUAACGUUCAUAGAACUGAUAAAAUACAAGAAGAGUCUCUAGAAGAUACAUCACAAUUUUCUAAAGAAAUUGUUAAAAACAGUACGGAUAAUAAUAACGUAGACAUCAUUGGUUCAACAAUGUCCUCCGAAUGUACCUCAAUAUCAAUAUGUAAUUCAAAUACUAAUUUAGUUGAUACUACAUCUAGCAUAUCUAAUACAUCACCUGUUGAUUCCUCAUCAAACAUAUUAAUAAUUGAUUGUGCUAAAUCACCGCAGCAGAACAACAGAAUGGAGUCAUCGAAAAAUUUUGAAAAUAGAUUAUUGGCAGCGGAAAAUUUAAUAAAGGAAUCUAAAUUGAAAAAUUUAGGACCUAUGAAAUUUGAUCCAAAUUUAAAUAGUAAUUACAAAGAAACAGACAAAUGCGACAAAGAAUCUUUAAGUUCAAUAUCAGAUGCACCUAAUGUAAACAACGUAUGUAAACGACGUAGUUGCAUUCCAAGUUUAAGAUUACGAUCUGGUUCUUUAACAAGAGAACCUUGUAUAGAUAGUGAUAGGAGAAAAUCAUUUGCCGGAUCGCAAAGCGCUCUUUCUAACAUGACAAGACCUAUGUCGCCAGAAAAAUCUAUUUUAAGUAAAUUCUUUCGAGCUGCUGGUGGUAGUAAUAAAGAAAAUGAUUCCAAGGACAAAUGUGAAAAACCAAAGCAACAUCGAAUUUCACGAUUCUUACGACCAGACUUUUUCGAUACUCCAAGAGAAGAAAGUCGCUACGUUAAAGAAAAAGAAGCUCAAAAAGCUGCAGAAAACGAACGAAGAAAAUCUAGAUUUAUGAAAAAGAAAAAUGACAAUAAAAGUACUACUCACGAGUCUAAAUCAGAAAUAAAGCCAGACAAGGAAUUGAAGAAUGAAAUGAAUUCACUUAAAAAAGAUAAGUCUAAGUCUGAUAAUUUGUCGGACGAUAAAUCUAACAAAGAGGAUAAUUCUAAUGUUAAAUUUGAAAGACAACAAUCGUCGAGAAGUAGUAGUUUUCUACAUUCUUUGGAAAAAAAAUUGGAAAAGUUUCGUGUAACAGAUGAUACAUCUAAAUCUUCUAAUGCUGGUGGCAUUAUGAUUGAUCAAAAAGUAAGAGCUUUGAGAGAAAACUCAGCACCACCAUCAGAUUCUUUAUUCACGGAAUCAAAUUUAAUUAAAAGAGCAAUUAGCGUUGAGGAUUUGCCAUUGGCGAAAGAACAUUCUCUUAAUGGUAAUAGGAAAAGUAAAGUAUCGUCUGUCUUAGGAUUGUUUAAAAGUUCUGCUGAUGUCAAACAACAUUCAAACGCGACCAAAUCACAAAGUACUUUAAUGAGUAAGUUAAAGAAAAGCCCUCCCAAAGUUAUCAAAGCAGAUACUACUUUGGCAAACGAAGAUUUGACAUCAUCGACAAGUAAAAUUCCAAUGAAAAUGAUUAAAAAUGAUUCUAGAUCAAUUAAAAAGCCUAUUAUAGAAAGUAAAAAGACUUUGGACAAUACUACUGUAACGGAAUCCAAAAAGCCGCUGUACAAAGACAAAGACAAAGUAAAAGAAAGAGAUACGAAUAUGAAAGACAAAAAGUUGUCUAACGAAAAACAAUCAAAAACAAAUGUAGAAGAUGAGUCGCAAGUAAUAAAUAAAUCAUCAUCUUCAAUGGAAAUUUCAACGAUUGACAAAGAAUUAAUAGCAGUUAAGAAAACAAAUUCUUGCAAGAAAGAAGAUGCUGAAGUUACUACUAAAGCUAUUUCUAAUACUUUAGAAAGUCGUAAUAAAAUAAUGGACAAUGUUUCUUUAGAAGAAGGAAAUAGUAGCAGUAAACAAGAAAAUAAGAUAAUUAAAACGAAAAAGAGCAUAGGAUCUGUAAAAAAGAUCAAUACUACUAGUAGUAGUGCACUACCCACGAAAUCCGAGAAAGAAGAAAAUGGUGAUAAAAAAAAGGGAUCGAAAAUUAGUAAGUUAAAGGAGUCCCCCUCUCAAAAAGAAGAGACUGCUGAAGGUACUAAGAAGAAGAAAAUUGUACGUGUCGUUAAAAAGGUUGUGAAAAAAUCGUUAGAAAAUUCUGAUGCUAAAUCGGAAGAAAAAAGAAAAAUGACAAAAGCAGCAAUCGGAAAGGGGGGUAAUGUUUCACCUAAGAAAGAAAAGAGUCCUGAAGUUCCUGUCUUUAAUGUUGAUCAUUCGAACGAGCGUAAUUCUGAUUUACUUCAUUUAUCCAAAAUUACGACUAACGAUUGUUCAACUCAAGAAACAUAUACAAAGUUGAAAGCGAAUCUCUCUACCGUUGAUUCUAUAUCAAAUAAGUCAGAAUUGGCAGGUGGAAAUAAUUCAAGUCAAAAUGUUGAUAAUAUUCAAACAAAUACUACGGAUUCUGAUACUAGUCAAAUAAAAUAUACUGAGUCGCGAUUAAACAGAGGAAAUUUAAAGCUUGAUUUAUCUAAAAUACCUCAACAUGCAUUUAGAAAUGCUACUACCAAUGCCAAUACCUCUAAAAAGGAAUCCCCAAAAUCAGAAUUAAUGAAAGUAAAUGCUAACGCGUCAUCUCGAUCUUUGAAAAUAAACGAAAGUAGUACUGCUGCCGAUAUUUCGUCAGAAAAGUUUAUAGAUUCUUUAUCAAAAAUGACACAUCAUGCAACUAUCACUGGUAACAAAAUAAUUAUUGAUAAGCCACUGAGAGCUAAGGAUGUUGAUGAAUUGAAAAAAGAGGUAAAUGAAUGUACAAGACUUAUCGAAAAUCAGAUAGACUUGCAUAAUGAUGUAACGCAAUCGCAAUCGCAAUCGCAAUCGCAAUCGCAGUCGCAGUCGCAAUCUAACGAAGAUAUUGUCGAAGAAAAAGAAGACGAAAUUAAUGCAAAAUACCCUGCUUCAAAUAUGAUUGAAGAAACCAUAUCUGUAGAUAAAAUAAAUGAUGAAAUAGAUAAAAAGGAUAGUUUGAAAGAUACAAUGCAAUCUACUAAUGUGGAUAAUACAUAUGCAGAUGAAAUAACUUCACCCAUCGAUGAACCAGAUAGUUUUGAUUCAUGGUCUAUAUGCUCGGCUGAUUUGAAUCACACGAGAGUCGAUUUAAGUUCACCAACUUCACCAUCGUAUUCUCUUUUUUCGCGUGGAGAUCAAGGAGAAUCUGUAAUAGAUAGAAUACGAAGGAGAAGUUUUUAUUUAAGAUUUAAUGAUAGAAGAAGGCCUUCUUUAACGGUACCACCACCAGGAGUAACUUUACCAAGGAAAUAUAGUUUUAGUAGUUCAAGAGAUAAAGGAGAUCAUCGUAGUAAAUUGAAUAGUUAUCCUUCAUCUAAUAAGAAAUUCAUGCAAAGAAGUUAUAGUUUACACAACGACGAUAUCAAUUCAUUUAGAAAAUCACCUAUUGAUAAAGAAAAAUACACAGAUUUAGUAUCGUAUAAUAAUACAGAAGUUAAGACACCUAUUGAUCAUUAUAGUAGUAAUUAUUCACAUUCAACGUACGAUCCAUUACGAAAAUAUUUAACAUCUCCAACAUUAGAAUUAUCUACAGCACAUAAAAGGUACCACCACCACCACCACCACAGUACAGAUUUUAGUACGGACGAUGAGUUAGAAACAUAUAGAAAUUCUUCUUUGAAUUCUAUAUUAAAUAACAAUCCGGUUGAAUUUUAUGCAAGUAGAAAUUCUAGUAUGCUACCGAGAAAGUAUGGAUCUACUAUUACCGCAUCGGAACCAAAGACAGUAGAAUAUUAUGAAGAAUUGUUGUCUCCAAGUAAUCCAGAAUAUCUAACUGCACGAAAAUCUCCAAUGUCUAAUGAUUAUCUAAACAGAUGCGAAAAUGGAUAUCACAAUACUCAUUCGGUUAAGCCUAAUAAGACGUCGUCGUCGUCGUUGUUGUUGUUGUCGUCGUCGACGUCGUCAUCGUCGUCGUCGUCGUGUAUAGCUAAAACAAGAACUGAAUUCACAGAAGAUAUUAAUAAAGAACUUGAAGAACAAGGAAGAAUAACAAAUCGAUGUAAUAGCGAGUCUAAAGAUUUGCCUUCAACUUCUUCAUCAGAUUUUUAAUAAAAAUCAAUAAAGAGGAUUUUAUUAAAUAUAAGCAACAAUAAUAAGAGAGAUGUGUGCACUCUUUUAUAUUAUAUACAUAUUUUAAUCCAGUUAAAAAGUAUAUAGUACUCAAGUGCUAUUACACUAUUCUGUCAUUGCCUAUUUCUCUCAUAGAUUUUUCAACAGCAUCACCAACAAUGUUAAGUUUUAUUUCAAUAGAUUACAAUAUUAUUACUAUUAUUUCAAUCACGAAUAUUCUACCAAAAUAAAUAUCUUUAAAAUAUUUAAAACCUGAUGAAAGCGAUCAUUUUAAUGUUAUACUAUUUUUAUAUAUAACAAAUACAUGUUAAGUAUCUAUACUCGUAUAUUUCAAGCUUCUUUGUAUGAUAAGAGUUUUGUUGCAGACACAAUAUACUACCUAUAAUAUAUGGAGAAAUAAGAAGAAAGUUCAAACUAAAUGAAAUUGUCGCAUGUGUUAUU
Molecule: messenger RNA, 9219 nt
Organism: Polistes dominula (European paper wasp)
Lineage: Eukaryota; Metazoa; Arthropoda; Insecta; Hymenoptera; Vespidae
Gene: Nuak1
Product: Nuak family kinase 1
Biological process (GO): intracellular signal transduction; microtubule cytoskeleton organization; protein phosphorylation
Cellular component (GO): cytoplasm
Molecular function (GO): tau-protein kinase activity; ATP binding
Source: RefSeq, a predicted model, not a curated record